Myzus persicae (green peach aphid) is the source of this 3467-nucleotide messenger RNA. Its product is annotated as serine/threonine-protein kinase 32A. The annotation marks the transcript as partial. Lineage: Eukaryota; Metazoa; Arthropoda; Insecta; Hemiptera; Aphididae. The transcript has 10 exons. Gene Ontology annotation, molecular function: G protein-coupled receptor binding; ATP binding; G protein-coupled receptor kinase activity. Gene Ontology annotation, biological process: G protein-coupled receptor signaling pathway; regulation of signal transduction; protein phosphorylation. The record is from RefSeq and is a predicted model, not a curated record.
UUUUCUUUUUGAUUUCAGUAAACUUUGAUCACUUUGAAAUUUUGCGAGCAAUCGGUAAAGGCAGUUUUGGUAAAGUGUGUAUAGUGGAGAAAAAAAAUUCUCGUCAAAUGUACGCAAUGAAAUACAUGCAGAAGAGUCGUUGCAUUGAGAGGGAUGCCUUAAAAAAUGUACUAAGAGAAAUGGAAAUACUAACUAUGCUUGAACAUCCGUUCCUGGUAAAUCUAUGGUUCUCUUUUCAAGACGAGGAAGACCUGUUCAUGGUUUCAGACUUAUUGUUGGGUGGUGACCUGAGGUAUCACUUGGGUCAAGACGUUAAGUUUGGCGAAAAUUCGAUCAAACUGUUUGCGUGCGAAAUUGGCUCGGCGUUGGAAUAUUUGCAAAGCGAGCAUAUAGUUCACAGGGACAUAAAGCCGGAGAAUAUUCUGCUGGACGAAGAAGGUCACGCACACAUAACUGACUUCAAUAUAGCAGCUACACUACAUGGUAAAAAAUUAGCAUCGUCGUUGUCCGGCACCAAACCUUAUAUAGCACCAGAAGUGUACUUAUGUUCGUUGGGCGAAUGCUCUGGAUAUUCGUACCCCGUCGAUUGGUGGUCGCUGGGCGUCACACUUUACGAAGUCAUGUCGAGGUGCCGACCGUAUGACAUCCAUUCUGGUACAACACCGAGGGAAGUUCGGUCGAUGGUGAUGAAUUCGACGCCGUCCACAGCAAUACCACCGAAAUGUUCAGAACAACUGAGCGUGUUAUUCCAAAGACUGCUGUGCAUUAACCCGGACGAGAGAAUCACCACGGUCAAGAAACUGAAAUCCAUUCCUUGUAUAAGCCGAUACAAUUUCGGAAUGAUAUUAGAAAAACAAAUCAGGCCACCGUUUACGCCGCCGAAAGACAGGCUGAAUUGUGAUCCAACGUUUGAACUGGAAGAGAUGAUUGUCGAACCCAACCCGCUGCAUCGAAAGCCCAGACGGUUGGCAAAGCAGAGGUCACUGAGAACUUCCAUGACGAUAGAAGAUACCGAGGUUAGCAGACAACUUCAACAUUUUAAAUGUUAUAAUCGCGAGAAAGAACUGGAAAGGCGAGAAAUGGAACGCAAGGAACACGACUGGGAGCAGGAGUUGAUUAAAGCUAUGAACGCUUCGACCAUACCAGCGAUCGUACCGGCCAUGGUGACGGACAAGGACGGAGGGGGUGACUUGCUGACGGUGCCCAUGAUGGCGACCGAACGGCGGCGGUCCAGUUGCAAGCUGAAUAUAUCGCCAGUCAGUAUCCAGACCAGACUGUUGUCCGGGCAGGCCGAUAAUGGCAGCUGACACAAGCACGAGGAACAGGGCAAUUGAACUCCACAGGAAGUCUAUUGAUAUUGACGAUUUUAUGAAUUUUUAUGUAAUUUUUUCAACAAUUAUUAUUCUUUUGUACUCGUUAUUAUAACAAUAUUACACUACCUACUAUAUUAUGUUGUCCUCGUGAUCGUGAUAUUAUGUAGUACGUAUUGUCAUCGUUUUGUAUAAGCCACCUCCUCCCUGUAGACACGCAGUCCUAAUAAUAAGGACAACAACUACAUCGAAGGCGAUGAUGAUGAUGAUGAUGUGAUAAUAAUAAUAAUAGUAAUAAUAAUUGCUCGAUCCAUAGAAAUUAUAUUAUAAUUAACCCAAUGCAAAAUACCAUACACGGCAUUAUAAUCUUGUAAUAAUUACAAUGUUAUUAUGUUAUAUACUUAAGCGUCCUGCAGGGAUCGUCCUUCAUCACGACUGUCUAUCCGUUGUAAAUCAUAAUAUUAGAUACCUAUAUGAGUUAAACGACACUGAAAAUUCUUAUUUUUAUUUACCUGCAAUUUUCGUUGUGUAUAAGCUAUAACGUUAUCAUAAAACUUUUUUGAACUAUAAUUUACAUAAAUUCUCAUUUAUUCGAAUGAUUUAAAAACGAUUUCCACUCACAGACAGAACGCAAAUGUUUUUCGAACAAUUUUUUCUGUACCUAAUACCUACGAUACACAUUAUUAAUUAAUAAUAUAAGACUCCUAGAACAAUUAAAAUGGGUUAUCAACAUUCUGCACAUAAAUAGUAUAUUUUGUAGAGUUAUAUUAUUAUUAUUAUAUUAUGAUAGGCAUAUUAUCCUGAGUGGACAGCGCCGUGGUAACUUUCAUUGGAGCCCCAGGACAAUAAUAUUUGCCUAUUAAACAUACAUAUUUAAUCAUUUGCCUCCCUUUAGCACUUGACCCAUUGUACCACCUCCCUCUGUGAGUGGACCACCGCGUUUUCCCACUUUUCUUUGUUCACUCUGUAUUGUAAUAUAAUAAUAUAUUUUAUUUUAUACGCACUUAGUGGUAUGCCGUGAAGCCCAGUAUAAUAUGGGUAUAAUAUUUAUUAUUAUUAUUAUUUGUUACGUUACAGUUAAAUGCUUUGAACGUAUGGUUCGCAAUAAUUUUUAGUAUCAUUCGGUGGUGGUCAAAAUAACGAAUUGUGAACCAAAAAUUAUGAAUGAUAUAGUUGUUACUGAAAUACCUAGGUGUAUGAGCCAUGCGUUACGUAAUGUCUUACGCAAAUAAGUGGGCAAAAGAUUCUGCCAAAUAUCGGCUGCUUGUCUGCCUUCGUAAUUUACUGUUUGAACUAAGUAUAAAAAUAAUAUUAGAUAAUGAAAGUAUUGAAAUAUGAUAAUUUUAAUUUAAUUUUAAUAUGAUAUAUAUAUUGGUAAAAACAUUUUUAACCAACGACAGCCAAUUCGGUCUGUUAAUCAACGUGUUAAAAAUGUUAACGUUGUGCAAAUAUUGUACUCACGUAUUUGAACGUAUACUAUGCACACGUCUACUUUAAUUAAGCUAUAUCAACAGUAACAUAAUAUUUUACCCGUGUACGUUGUGGAAUUGAAAUGAAAAGGUUCCAUUUCGGUUUGUUUUUUUCAACAGAACUGAGAAUUGUACAGAUACGCAUAAUUUACGGUAUACAUUUUUGUCCAAAAACAACAGUAAUAUAUUAGAGGUCAUUGAACGAUAUUAUUACAUUAAUAUAUUUAAUUUGUAACGGUUCUAUACAAUCGAUAUACUUUAUUUAUUAUACUACGAUAUAAUAGUAUUCAACGUUUAUCAGGAUAUUUUUUUUUUUAAUUAGUACACAAGUGUUCCGAGUUCUCACACUAAUAUCUAUCGUUAUGAUAUAUUAUAUUAUUUUUUAAAAAUACAAUUUUCCGAUAAAUAGAAAUAUUUCAGUCUCGACGAAAAUCAUAAUUUUUUUUUUUAUGAUUAUUGACUUUCAACAUAAUAUUACUCAGAUGAGAUAAUUAUAGAUAAAGAUGAUCCUAUAAAUAUAUUUUUGGACAUUGGGUUGCUACUUUUUAACAUUAUAAUACAACAUUUAAUAAUAUAUAUGUAUAAAAAAUACAGUUUUCGAACCUUUUCGUUCCGAGCCAACCACAUCCGUGAGUAAAAAUUAAUUACAAUCAAAUUUUGUGUCGUAAGCACUGCCAAAAAAAAAAAA